Harpia harpyja (harpy eagle) is the source of this 2727-nucleotide messenger RNA. RefSeq names its product acidic leucine-rich nuclear phosphoprotein 32 family member B. The transcript is spliced from 7 exons. Gene Ontology annotation, biological process: regulation of apoptotic process. Lineage: Eukaryota; Metazoa; Chordata; Aves; Accipitriformes; Accipitridae. Gene Ontology annotation, molecular function: histone binding. Bases 92 to 883 code for a protein of 263 amino acids. Gene Ontology annotation, cellular component: nucleus. The record is from RefSeq and is a predicted model, not a curated record.
GGGAGCGGGGCGGGGCGGCGGUGAGCGGCGCGCGGCGCGGCGGAGCUCGUGGGCGUGCGCGGCGGAGCUCGGCUCGGCUCGGCUCGGGGCGAUGGAGAUGAAGAAGCGGUUGACGUUGGAGCUGCGCAACAAGAAACCGGGCGAGGUGAAGGAGCUGGUUCUUGAUAACUGCCGUUCGGACGAUGGGAAGAUCGUUGGUCUCUCUUCAGAUUUUGAGAACCUGGAGUUCCUCAGCAUGAUCAACAUCAACUUGCUGUCCGUCUCCAAUCUCCCCAAACUCAACAAACUCCGGAAGCUGGAGCUGAGUGAUAACAGGAUUUCUGGUGGCCUUGAAGUUCUAGCAGAGAGAACUCCUAACCUGACACACUUGAAUCUAAGCGGCAACAAGAUCAAAGACAUCAAUACCCUGGAGCCCUUGAAAAAGUUGCCAAACCUCCAUAGUCUGGACCUUUUCAACUGUGAGGUGACAAUGCUUAUCAACUACCGGGAGAGCGUGUUCACCCUUCUGCCCCAGCUCACCUACCUAGACGGAUUUGAUGCUGAUGACCAGGAAGCCCCUGACUCAGACCCUGAAGCAGAUGGGGAUGGACUGGAAGAUGAGUAUGAGAAUGGGGAAGAAGGUGAGGAAGAGGAUGAUGACGAUGAGGAAGAUGAUUUGGAUGAAGAAGUCAUUGAUGAUGAAGAAGAUGAAGAUGAUGAUCUGGAAGGUGAAGAGGAGGAGGAUGGAGUAGAUGAUGAGGAGGAAGAUGAGGAGGAAGAUGGUGAGGAUGAUGAAGAAGAUGAAGCUGAUGAUGACCUUCCGCGAGGGGAAAAGAGAAAACGAAAUCUAGAGGAUGAAGGAGAGGAAGAUCCAGAAGACGAAGAGGACGAUGAGGAUGACUGAUCCGAGCGAGCCAAUCAGUUUUACAGACUAUGACUGUGCUUGUCUUAACCUCCCCGUUGUGUCUAUGUGAGACUGUAAAUCCCCGUCUCCCACUCCUCCCCCCUUUGUAUGGCUGCAGCGUCCACAAUAUAUUUUUUUAAGAUGUAGAAUACUGUAGGCAUUCAGGGGAAUCUUCCAUACAAGGCUUACUUUCUCACAAGUAUCUCAUGACCAAAGGCUUUCUCCGUUCUGUGGUUUGUGCAGCAGUUUGCAAAAAAAAAAAAAAAAAAAAAAAAGAAAAAAAAAGAAAAAAAAAUUCCUCCUAGGGUAUCUUUCGUGUCUGAAAUCAGCCUUGCCACACUGGACCCAGAGCUCCAGCUCGCCACCCUGCCUGACAGCAAAGAAGGCGUGUUUGCUAUCCGCAUGCCCUCAGACCAGCUUUCUGAAGACACUUGAGCCAUCUUGAGCAGUGGGUGCAAAUCUGGUUCAUCUAAAUGGACUCAAAGCGAACGAUCACUGAGGUCUCUCUGAUCAGAAAUAAUGGUGAUGUGAUCUCUGGAGAUGCUUGAAGAUACUUUAGUGCUGGGGAUGUGGGGUGCCUGGGGUCUUGGGGAGAGGGGGGGGGUUGGCUGCUUGCAAGACCUGGUACCUCUGACGAUGCACCUUGCAGUAGCCCUGCACUUGCUUUCCUAUUUUUUUAAAAACUGGAAUGUUUUUCCUGGUGGCCACCUAGUAACUUCCACUUGGAUGUCCAAGUAAGUCUGAUUCUUGCGGCUGUGAGCGUCUUUGCUGUGAUGAGGCUUCUCGUCACCCCGUAGCAGCCUCUCCCUUUAGGAAGAGAUAGGAAAUAGCAGGUUAAGGGAUACUGCACUUCUGUCAAACUCCAUUUCGCACUGUACAGAACACGUUCAACCAGUAUCACUGUGAUGCACCUAACUCGGCGUUCCCCGGGAGACCGUGUUAGCCUAUAUAUUCUCAGGGUCCUUCUGCUAGCCAGUACCAGCUCUGGACAGUUGCCUCAGCGCUAGCCUGGUAUCCGCAUCCUCCUCCUCUUUCCUUUUCAGCAUGAAGAAAUGUGCAUUGAUCAGAAAUCCAGCUCUCUCCCACUCGUGUUUAUGCUCUGCGGGAGCACAGAUGGUGCCGCAGAGCGUGUGUCCCCCCACCCCGCGGUGGCUGGAAGGAGGAAGGGGUGGAUUCAGCCAGGUGUAGCUCUCCGCCGGAGGGUUUCUGACCCCUUGCCCACCCUUCCUCUGCCUGGAGGUGUUCAGCCGGCACAUCCGUUGGCUUCUGGGGAGUGCUGGCCCCGUGGCAUCCAAGGGAUGGUAACUGCUCGGUGCUGGGUGCUGGAGAGCUGUGCUGGGGCGGGAGUAACUGCUGUUCCUCCUGCUGUUGAGGCUCUCCACGGGUGCAGACGCACUGGCACUUUGUGGCGUUCCCGGUGGUUGCUCUGGGCAAUCUGUCGGCACCCGGCGCUCGGAGGCGAGACUCGCAGCGGUUCCUUCAGAGGAGGGGUGUGUGUUGCAGCACAUCCGAGUUUCUCUUGCUUUGUUCUGUCCUUGCUGUUGUCUCUUGCAUUGUACAGUAGCUGUAACCAUUCGGAGAAGAACUAGUCCUGUAAAAUGCAAACUGAGUAACUUAUAAAUGUUAAAGGAAUUUUUAAAAGAAAUUUCAGAGCAGCAGUUACUUCUAAUUUUUCCCUGCAUUUUUAGCAGAUCGUAUGGAUUUUAUAUUAGCCUAGUAACUGUCAGGUUUUGAUUGGUCAGACUAGUCCCAGAAAUAAGGAUCUCCAGCCCUUUUGUAUCUUUUGUUACAAAAUUUGGAUAAAACUUUUAAUAAAGACUUCAGUUUUUAAAAAUCCAUUGCAA